Lepisosteus oculatus (spotted gar) is the source of this 13442-nucleotide messenger RNA. RefSeq names its product CUB and Sushi multiple domains 1a (gene csmd1a). The record is from RefSeq and is a predicted model, not a curated record. NCBI's taxonomy places the organism in Eukaryota, Metazoa, Chordata, Actinopteri, Semionotiformes, Lepisosteidae.
CUCUCCUUGGAUCAAGACAGCCUCUUAGGGUCUCAGCGCUACAAUCUCUUAUCUCUGCAGUGGCUCUUCUUGAUGAUAUGAGAGCUAAUCGAGGCGAGUCCCUGCACCAUAGGCGUCAGAUCGUUGUGCCAAAGCUGGAUCUCUAUGCAUUUUUGUGAUCGUUCACAAUAAAACCCAAGAAACCCUUGGCUGCGUGGAAUAACAUCAGACAUGACUGCGAUGAGGAAAUUUAAACACCUUCUGCUUAUUUUCGCAGCUCUGACUACCGCAGCUAAUGGUCAGACUUGUGGCGGCUUGGUGCAAGGUCUGAAUGGAACUAUAGAGAGCCCAGGGUUUCCCCAUGGUUAUCCUAACUAUGCCAACUGUACCUGGAUCAUUGUCACAGGAGAACGCAGCAGGAUACAGCUAUCAUUUCACACCUUCGCCCUUGAGGAAGACUUUGAUAUUGUUUCAAUCUAUGAUGGACAGCCCCAACCAGGGAACCUGAAAAUGAGAUUGUCAGGCUUUUUCCUGCCACCGCCAAUUGUAAGCACGGGUUCGAUUCUUGCACUGUGGUUUACUACUGACUUUGCCGUGAGUGCACAAGGAUUUAAAGCAAUCUAUGAAGUGUUGCCAAGUCACACAUGUGGUAAUCCUGGGGUGAUACCCAAAGGAGUAGUGCAUGGAUCACGCUACAAUAUCGGGGACAAAAUCCGUUACAGCUGUGUGACGGGGAAUGUUUUGGAAGGACACGCAGUGCUCACAUGUAUUGUGAGUCCAGGCAGUGGAGCAUCUUGGGAUUUUCCUGUUCCUUUCUGCAGAGCUGAAGGAGCGUGUGGUGGGACAUUUAGAGGGACAAGUGGGAUGAUUUCCAGUCCUCACUUCCCGUCAGAGUAUGAGAACAACGCUGACUGUACUUGGAGCAUCCUUGCUGAGCCAGGAGACACCAUUGCAUUGGUCUUUACAGAAUUCCAGCUUGAAGACAGAUAUGACUUUCUAGAAAUCAGUGGAACAGAAGCACCUUCAAUAUGGCUGACUGGCAUGAAUCUGCCUUCCCCUGUCAUUAGCAGCAAAAAUUGGCUUCGCCUGCAUUUUACAUCUGACAGCAACCAUCGACGAAAAGGAUUUCAUGCCCAAUACCAAGUAAAAAAAGCAAUUGAACUGAAAUCCAGAGGGGUUAAGAUGCUGCCAAGUAAAGACACCAACCACAAAAACACAGUCUUGAGUCAAGGUGGAAUGGCUGCAGACAUUUGUCCAGAUCCUGGAAUUCCGGAGAAUGGGAAAAGAAUAGGUUCAGAUUUCCAGGUGGGUGCCAGUAUACAGUUCUCAUGUGAUGACAGCUAUGUGCUUCAGGGAUCAAAGAGCAUCACUUGCCAGAGAGUGACAGAGACAUUGGCUGCAUGGAGUGACCACAGGCCAAUCUGUCGUGCAAGGACAUGUGGCUCCAACUUAAGAGGACCAAAAGGUUUUAUCACAUCCCCCAACUACCCGGUUCAGUAUGAGAACAAUGCGCACUGUGUCUGGGUGAUCACUGCCAGUGAUUCAGAGAAGGUCAUCAAACUGGCUUUUGAAGAAUUUGAUCUUGAGAGAGGCUAUGAUACCUUAACUGUGGGAGAUGGUGGGAAAAUCGGAGAUGCUCGCAGAGUGCUCUAUGUUCUCUCAGGUACGAGUGUGCCUGACUUAAUAGUGAGUAUGAGCAACCAGAUGUGGCUUCAUCUCCAGUCUGAUGACAGCAUUGGUUCUCAAGGGUUUAAAGCGAUCUAUGAAGAAAUUGACAAAGGUGGUUGUGGGGACCCUGGAGUUCCAGCCUAUGGGAAGAGGACUGGUAGCAGUUUUUUGCAUGGGGACAUGCUGACAUUUGAGUGUCAGGCAGCUUUUGAAUUGGUCGGAGAAAGGACAAUCUCCUGCCAACAAAAUAACCAGUGGUCUGGAAACAAACCCAGCUGUGUCUUCUCCUGCUUUUUUAAUUUCACGGCUCCGUCGGGGAUCAUCCUGUCUCCCAAUUACCCAGAUGAGUAUGGAAACAACAUGAACUGUGUAUGGCUGAUUAUUGCAGAGCCAGGUAGCAGAAUACAUCUGAUCUUCAGUGAUUUUGACGUGGAGCCCCAAUUUGACUACUUAACAGUGAAGGACGAAGGAAUAUCUGAAGCAACUACAUUUGGAACAUUCUCUGGCAAAGAUGUUCCUUCACAGAUUGCCAGCAAUGGUCAUAUCAUGCGCUUGGAGUUUCAGUCCGACCACUCCAACACAGGAAGAGGAUUCAACAUAACAUACACAACUUUUGGGCAGAAUGAGUGCCAUGACCCAGGCAUCCCCAUUAAUGGCCAGCGAUUCGGUGACAGGUUUCUACUGGGGAGUUCAGUAUCUUUCAGCUGUGAUGAAGGCUUUAUAAAAACGCAAGGAUCUGAGUCAAUAACAUGUGUGAUGCAGGAUGGUAAUGUCGUCUGGAAUUCAGCUGUCCCUAGAUGUGAAGCCCCUUGUGGUGGUCAUUUAACAGCCCCAGCAGGCGUCCUUCUGUCCCCCGGGUGGCCAGGGUACUAUAAGGACUCAUUAAACUGCGAAUGGGUCAUUGAAGCAAGAAAGGACCAUGCCAUCAAAAUAUCCUUUGAAAGGUUUCAGACUGAAGUUAACUAUGACACUUUAGAGAUCCGAGAUGGGCCUGCUAACUCCUCGCCAUUAAUAGGGGAAUACCAUGGCACUCAGGCUCCUCAUUUCCUCAUUAGCACCAGUAAUCACAUGUACCUCCUGUUCACCACGGACAACAGCCGCUCCAGCGUGGGCUUCCAGAUUCGAUAUGAAAGCAUCAUGAUGGAAUCAGAUUCCUGUUUAGAUCCCGGUAUUCCUGUAAAUGGAAAACGUCACGGCAACAGCUUUGCAAUUGGGUCCAGAGUGACAUUCAGCUGUGAUCAAGGAUAUACUCUCAGCGAUGAAGAGCCUCUUGUCUGUGAGAGGAGCCAUCAGUGGAACCACGCACUGCCCAGCUGCGAUGCUUUGUGCGGUGGUUACAUUCAUGGAAGAAGUGGUACUGUGCUGUCACCUGGGUUUCCGGAUUUCUAUCCAAAUUCUUUGAACUGCACUUGGACCAUUGAGGUAUCUCAUGGAAAAGGAGUACAGCUUUUUUUUCACACCUUUCACCUGGAGGAUUCUCACGACUAUUUGCUGAUCACGGAAGACGGAAGCUUUACGGAGCCUGUCGCAAGGCUGACUGGCUCUGUCCUGCCGCCCUCCAUCAAAGCAGGCCUGUUCGGCACUUUCAGUGCACAGCUGCGGUUCGUUUCCGACUUCUCCAUGUCAUACGAAGGCUUUAACAUUACUUUUUCAGAAUACAAUCUUGAACCUUGUGAUGAUCCCGGAGUUCCAGCGUACAGUAGGAGAAUUGGCUUCCAGUUUGGAGUUGGGGACUCCUUAAUAUUUUCCUGCUUCCCUGGCUACAGACUUGAAGGCAAUAACAAGAUCACCUGUUUAGGAGGUGGCCGGCGUGUUUGGAGUGCACCUCUGCCAAGGUGUGUGGCUGAAUGUGGAGCAUCUUCUGUUGGGAGUGAAGGGACAUUGUUGUCUCCCAACUACCCAUCCAACUAUGACAACAACCACGAGUGCAUUUAUCAAAUAGAAACUGAGAAAGGAAAAGGAAUCCGCCUGACUGCCACGAACUUCCACUUGCAUGAUGGAGAUAACCUGAGGGUAUAUGAUGGAAAGGAUUCCUCAUCCCGACUGCUUGGGAACUUCACUAAGAAUGACAUGUAUGGUGUGAUCAUCAACAGCACCUCCAACCACCUGUGGCUUGAAUUCAACAGCAACGGGUCUGGCACUGACAGAGGAUUCAGACUGACACAUAGCAGUUUUGAUCUUGUUAAAUGUGAGGAACCAGGAACUCCUAAUUAUGGAUACAAGAUUCAGGAUGAAGGGCAUUUUGCUGACACAUUUGUGGUAUACAGCUGCAACCCUGGCUAUACAAUGCAUGGAAGCAGUGUUUUAACCUGUCUAAGUGGGGAUCGAAGAGUGUGGGACAAGCCGUUACCUUCUUGUAUAGCUGAGUGUGGGGGCCACAUCACAGGAGCUACAUCUGGAAGGAUACUGUCUCCUGGAUACCCUGCUCCAUACGACAAUAACCUGCACUGCACGUGGUCCAUUGAAGCAGACUCGGGCAAAACCAUAAGCCUUCACUUUAUCGUCUUUGACACAGAGGUAGAUCAUGACAUACUGAAGGUCUGGGAUGGCCCAAGAGAGGGUGGCAUACUUCUGAAAGAGUGGAGUGGAUCUUCCCUGCCUGAAGACACACACAGCACCUUCAAUGUGUUAACACUGCAGUUCGACAGUGAUUAUUUCAUCAGCAAAUCAGGCUUCUCCAUUCAGUUCUCCACUACGACCGCUACAACGUGCAAUGAUCCGGGAACUCCGCAGAACGGCUCGCGGUACGGAGACAGCCGCGAGCCCGGUGACACCAUCACGUUCCAGUGUGACCCUGGCUAUCAAAUACAAGGGGCGGCACAGAUCACAUGUGUGCAGCUUAACAAUCGAUUCUUUUGGCAACCUGACCCCCCAACAUGCAUAGCUACCUGUGGAGGGAAUGUGACAGGCCCAGCCGGGGUGAUUUUAUCUCCUAACUACCCACAGCCUUAUCCUCCGGGGAAGGAAUGUGAUUGGAGAAUAAAAGUCAAUCCUGACUUUGUAAUUGCCUUGAUUUUUAAGAGUUUCAACAUGGAACCCAGUUAUGACUUUUUACAUAUUUAUGAGGGAGAAGACUCCAAUGGCCCUCUGAUUGGUAGUUUCCAAGGCAGUCAAGCUCCUGAUAGGAUAGAGAGCAGUGGGAAUAGCCUGUUUCUGGCUUUUCGCAGUGAUGCUUCUCUUGGGAUGUCUGGUUUUGCCAUUGAAUACAAAGAAAAACCACGAGAGGCUUGUUUUGACCCUGGAAAUAUCAUGAAUGGCACUCGCAUAGGAACAGAUUUUAAACUGGGUUCGACAGUGACGUAUCAGUGUGACUCUGGCUACACAACUGUUGGACCUUCAACUAUAACAUGCAUUAUAGGGAGUGAUGGGAAACCUGUCUGGGAAAGAAUCCUGCCUACAUGCAAAGCUCCCUGUGGAGGUCAGUAUACAGGCUCUGAAGGAGUGGUCUUGUCUCCAAAUUAUCCUCACAACUACACUGCUGGUCAGACAUGCCUGUAUUCAAUCACUGUAUCCGGAGAAUUUGUGGUGUUUGGGCAGUUUGCCUACUUUCAGACAGCAAUGAAUGAUUCAGUUGAGCUGUUUGAUGGUGCCAGCCAAAAUGCCAGACUCCUGAGUUCCCUUGCAGGAACUCAUACAGGAGAGACCUUGCCCUUAGCCACAUCCAACCAGAUUUUGCUGCGAUUCAGUGCUAAAAGUGGUGCAUCUGCCAGAGGUUUCCACUUUGUUUACCAAGCUGUCCCUCGCACAAGUGACACUCAGUGUAGCUCUGUGCCAGAGCCCAGGUAUGGAAGACGCAUUGGCUCCGAGUUCUCCGCGGGGUCCAUAGUUCGCUUUGAGUGCAACCCCGGCUAUUUCCUGCAGGGCUCCAAAGCAAUUAAGUGUUAUGCUGUCCCCAAUGCCCUAGCACAGUGGAACGACACCAUUCCGACUUGUGUAGUUCCAUGUAGUGGAAACCUUACUGAAAGAAGAGGCACCAUUCUCUCCCCUGGGUUCCCUGAGCCCUAUGGUAACAGUUUGAACUGUGUGUGGAGAAUCACAGUCACUGAGGGAGCAGGUAUACAGAUUCAAGUCAUCAGCUUCGCCACAGAGCAUAACUGGGAUUCCCUGGAAAUCUACGAUGGUGGUGAUAUGGCAGCACCAAAGCUGGGGAGCUUUUCAGGUACAACUGCCCCAGCUUUACUGAACAGUACUUCCAAUCAGCUUUAUCUGCAUUUUCACACAGACAUCAGUGUUGUUGCUGCUGGAUUUCACCUAGAAUACAAAACUGUUGGACUAACAACUUGUCCUGAACCGUUAGUUCCUGCCAAUGGGAUAAAGACUGGGGACAGGUUCAUGGUCAAUGAUGUAGUGUCAUUCAGCUGUGAACCAGGAUAUGUUCUGCAGGGACACUCUCAUAUCUCCUGUAUGCCUGGAACAGUCCGACGCUGGAAUUACCCACCACCUCUUUGCAUAGCUCGUUGUGGAGGAACACUCACAGCUAUGACCGAUGUCAUCCUCAGCCCUGGCUUCCCUGGAAAUUAUCCCGGCAACCUUGAUUGCACCUGGAAAAUCUUGUUGCCAGUUGGACAUGGUGCUCAUAUCCAGUUUGUUCACUUUUCUACAGAAGACAAUCAUGAUUUUCUGGAAAUCCGCAACGGACCACAUCACACUAGCUCUCUGAUCGGUCAAUUCAGUGGAAACCAGCUCCCACCAGCAUUGCUGAGCACAACACAUGAGACAGUGAUUCACUUCUACAGCGAUCACUCUGAAAACAGACAGGGGUUCAAAGUCUCAUACCAAGCAUAUGAAUUACAGAGCUGCCAAGAUCCUUCGCCAUUUCAUAAUGGAUACAUCAUCAACAGUGAUUAUAAUGCAGGACAAUCUAUAACCUUUGAGUGCUACCCUGGAUAUGUUCUGAUUGGACAUCCUGUUCUUACUUGUCAACAUGGAGUCAACAGACGAUGGAAUCGUCCUUUUCCCCGAUGUGAGGCACCUUGUGGUUACAAUGUCACAGCCCAAAAUGGCACAAUAUAUUCACCUGGAUACCCAAAUGAGUAUCCCAACUCCCAGGACUGUACGUGGCUGAUUACUGUCCCUCAGGGUCACGGGAUUUAUAUCAACUUCACUCUGCUCCAGACUGAACCUGUCACUGACUACAUUGCUGUAUGGGAUGGACCAGAAGAAAAUUAUCCACAGCUUGGAGUUUUCAGUGGCAAUACAGCUCUUGAAUCAGCCUACAGUUCCUUUAAUCAGGUUCUUAUUAGGUUUCACAGCGACUUCUCCACGAGUGGAUUUUUUGUCCUCAAUUUUCACGCUUAUCGUUUGAAAAAGUGCCCAGCUCCACCAUCUGUUGAAGAAGCAGAAUUUUUUUCAGAAGACCAGGAUUAUGAAAUAGGGGACAUUGUGAAGUAUCAGUGUUUCCCAGGUUUUACACUGGUGGGAAGUGAAGAGCUCACCUGCAAACUGAACUCUCACCUGCAGUUUGAGGGGCCACCUCCUUCCUGUGAAGCUCAGUGUCCAUUGAAUGAGGAAAGGACUGCAUCAUCUGGAGUGAUUCUCAGCCCAGGAUAUCCUAAAACCUACCCAAAUUCUCAGACCUGUUCCUGGACUAUUAAAGUGCAAACAGGUUAUACCAUCUCAAUUUACAUAGAGAUGUUUCAGAGUGAAAAACAGUUUGAUGAACUGGAAAUAUUUGAUGGGCCUGCAGGCGAAAGCCCCUUGCUUGUUGCACUCAGUGGAAACCAUACAACACAACUAAAUUUUACCAGCAAAACCAACCAGUUGUAUCUGAGGUGGUCAACAGAUCAUGCAACUAGCAAGAAAGGAUUUAAAAUACGCUACACAGCUUCAUAUUGCAGUGUGAACAGCGUUCCAAGAAAUGGUGGCGUUUUCAACAGAACACAAGGGAACGCAGGCAGUAGAUUGUACUAUUUCUGUAAUGCAGGCUACAGGCUUGUUGGUCAAAGUAAUACAACCUGCAAACUCCAUCAAAAUGGAUUAUAUCACUGGGAUUCCCCAGUUCCACUCUGUCAAGCUGUAUCUUGUGGGAUUCCUGGACCUCCGGGCAAUGGUACCUUCCAUGGGAAUCAGUACACUGUGGGUAGCAGAGUUCACUACCAGUGCAAUGAAGGCUACCGACUGGAAUCCACUCGUUCCAGCACCGCUGUCUGCCAGGAAGAGGGCACAUGGAGCAACAGAGGACAGCCUCCUCAGUGCUUACCGGUGGAAUGCCCAAAUAUUGAGACCAUCCUAUCGGAACAUAUGGUCUGGAGGUUGAUUUCAGGAUCUCAGAAUGAAUAUGGAGCCCAGAUAAUGCUAAGCUGCACUCCUGGCUAUUUCUUGGGUGGUCGGAGAAUUGUACAGUGCCUAGCUAAUGGCACCUGGAGUGGAAGUGAAGAGAAAGCAGCAUGCAAAAUCAUUUCUUGUGGAGAGCUGCCGUCUCCUCCCAAUGGGAAUAAGAUUGGCACCCUAAGCACCUUCGGAGCCACGGCAAUAUUUACGUGCAACACUGGAUACACCUUAGCAGGAUCUCAUGUGAGGGAGUGUGGUGCCAAUGGGUUGUGGACUAGUUCUGAAACUAGAUGCCUUGCUGGGCAUUGUGGGUCUCCUGAGCCAAUCACUAAUGGACACAUUAGUGGUGAUGGAUUCAGUUAUCGAGAUACAGUAGUCUACCAGUGCAACCUUGGUUUUAGACUUAUAGGCACGUCUGUUCGGAUUUGCCAACAAGACCACAAGUGGUCAGGAAAAGCUCCUGUCUGUGUUCCGAUAACAUGUGGUCACCCUGGCAACCCAGCAAAUGGUCGUACCAAUGGAAGUGAAUUUAAUCUGAACGACAUUGUAAACUUUACCUGCAAUACAGGGUAUUUACUACACGGCGCUCCACGAGCACAGUGCCGAGUGAAUGGGCAGUGGAACAGCGCCCUUCCAAUGUGCAGAGUUGUAAACUGUUCAGAUCCCGGGUUUGUGGAAAAUGCUAUCCGUCACCCUCAGCAGCAUUACCCUGAAAGUUUCAGCUACAGGACCAGUAUAAUGUAUCACUGCAAGAAAGGCUUCUACCUGCUAGGAUCCUCCGUGCUCAGCUGCCAGUCCAAUGGCUUCUGGGACAGAUCUCUUCCUAAGUGCCUGCCGAUUUCAUGCGGGGAUCCUGGCACCCCACCGAAUGCAGUCUUGUCUGGGAAGAUAUUCUCCAAUGGAGCUGUGGUGCACUAUUCCUGCAGCAGAGGUCGGACAUUGAUUGGAAAUGCGACCCGGGUCUGCCAGGAAGACGGACGUUGGAGUGGGUCACCCCCUUACUGUUCAGGUGACAGUCCGGGCUUCUGUGGUGACCCUGGCAUACCUCCUCAUGGCUCCAGGCUUGGUGAUGAAUUCAGGACCAAAAGCCUGCUGAGAUUCACCUGUGAAGCUGGAUACACCUUGAUAGGCUCUGCAGAGCGAACCUGCCUUCCCAAUGGCUCUUGGAGUGGGGCUCAUCCAGUGUGUGAAGCGGUGUCAUGUGGAAAUCCUGGCACUCCAGCCUUUGGAAGGAUUGUCCACAGUGAUGGGAUACUGUUUUCAAGUUCAGUCACAUAUUCCUGCUGGGAAGGGUACAAAACAUCAGGUCUCACAACUCGCCAUUGUACUACUAAUGGAACUUGGACGGGAUCUGCACCAGACUGCACAGUGAUCAGCUGUGGUGAUCCAGGCCCAAUUGCAAAUGGGAUUUAUAUAGGGAAUGAAUAUGCCUACAACAAGACAGUGCACUACCACUGCAACCCUGGAUUCAUCAUGGAGCCAGCUGGGUCGUCUGCUUUGCUUUGCACAAAGGAUGGGACCUGGAAUCAAACCAAGCCAACUUGCCGAGCUCUGUCCUGUGGCCAGCCUCCUGCGAUACACCACGGGAAAGUGGAGGGAUCAGACUUCCAGUGGGGGUCAAGCAUUAGCUACAGCUGUUUUGAGGGCUACCAGCUGUCCACACCUGCAAUAGUGGCAUGUGAAGGUACCGGCACUUGGAGAGGGGAUGUCCCACACUGCUUACCUGUUUUAUGUGGAGACCCAGGUACACCAGCAGAGGGGCAUGCUGAAGGCAAAAGUUUCACCUAUAGGUCUGAAGUGACUUUCUACUGCAAAGGCCCAUAUAUUCUCGUGGGCUCAUCCAGGAGAGUCUGUCAAGCAGAUGGGACUUGGAGUGGUAUUCAGCCCACGUGCAUUGAUCCAGCAUAUAAUAUGUGUAGAGAUCCUGGUACUCCUCCCUUUGGCAUACCAAUCCCAUCUCAAGGAUACGAGGUGGGAAGUAAAAUCUUCUUUAAAUGCAGAAAAAACUACCAUAUAUUGGGAUCUACAACACGAACUUGCCUUGAAAAUUUAACCUGGAGUGGUAUACAGCCAGAAUGCAUAUCUCAUGCCUGCAGACAGCCAGAAACACCUUCUCAUGUGGAUGUGAAAGCUAUAGAUCUGCCAACUUUAGGGUACACUUUGAUGUAUACGUGUCAAGCUGGAUUUUUCCUUGCUGGGGGAUCUGAACAUCGGACUUGCAAAGCAGAUGGAAAAUGGUCUGGAAAGCCACCUAUCUGCAAAGUUGGGCCAAAAGUAAAUGACAAAACAAAAGGAGCAGAUUCAGGAGUACAGAAGAAUAAGAUACACGUUCCCGCAGAUGUAUUUUCCUUAAACAGUGGUUGGAAAGGUUUCUAUGAGUACCUUGGGAGAAGGCAGUCAGCUACCAUAACAGUGAACUGGUUUAAUGCCACGACCAGUAAAGUCAAUGUAACACUGCUGGAACACAGUGGUGUGCAGCUCAGACUUUCAGGUAUAUACAAGAAAGAAGAGAAUCAUUUACUCUUGAAGGUGUACCAGGUUCGAGGGCCCAUCGAAAUCUUUUUCAGUAAAUUUAAAAAUGACAACUGGGCAAUGGAUGGAUAUGUGUCAGCAGAAUCCGACAGCAACACCUUUGUCUAUCAGGGUUUUAUUCAUGGAAAAGACUUUGGAAAUUUUCAGUUAACAAGACAAGGCCUCAUCACGACAGACACGGACCUGUCCAACCCUUAUUACGGCACCAACAGCAGCUCAGUGGCCGCUGCCAUACUGGUGCCAUUCUUUGCUCUGAUUCUGUCAGGGUUUGCCUUUUACCUCUACAAACACAGGACAAGACCAAAAGUACAGUACAAUGGCUAUGCAGGCCACGAGAACACAAAUGGACAGGCUUCUUUCGAAAAUCCAAUGUAUGACACAAACAUGAAACCUACGGAGGCGAAAGCUGUGAGAUUUGAUACAACUCUGAACACAGUCUGCACAGUAGUAUAGCCUUUGUUGUCAGUUUUGACUGAUUCAUAGCCAUACCUCUUGGGUAAGCAGUAACUUCUUUGGUGCCAUAUGCCCAUCUCCUUUGUGACUCUUUGCUUUGCUACUAUACACUUUAUAACAACUUCUGUCAGGAAAAAAAAAAUGGCAUAAAAAGAAAUAAAAUGUUCAUUUUCUGAGAAACAAAAAGCUCCAUCAGGCACAGAAUAAGCUAAUGGCCAAGAAAACAAAGAAAAGAAGUGACUUUGUUGGAUCAAGAAUUACUUCUGAAUAUCUUGCCAGGGUGUCAUACUGUAUGCCUCAGCCUUUCAUGUUGCUUACUGGAACAAAGUUGUGUUUUUUUCCACACACUCCCUUGGGAGAUGUUGAAGUCUCUUGAAAAGACACAUAAUUGUUGACAAAAGGCAUUUUCUUCACAUAAGAUAAAUGAUGAAGGAGACGGCUUCUUUCAGCUUCGUUGCUCAUACCUUUCCAGACAUUUCCAGUAAUAAAAGAGAAGAAAUUGCUACAACUACAACUGCCUGUCUCACAGCAGAACCUGCUAUCCAGAUUCUGGGUAGCUGGUGGAGUUCUCUCAGCUGUCGUGUUGCAAAACCUAACUGCACAAUUUUUGCACUAGUGUGUUAUGAAUGAUCAUGAAAGUGGUUUAAAAAAAAAACACAGGGUUUCUAUACACUGACCAUUUGUAUAUAAGCAUUUCCAUGUUCCUGAGAAGCAUGUCGUCAUGCUAUAGCUGUAAAAAAACAACUUUAUUUUCUAUGUUUUGCAAGGGUUAUAUGAUAAUAUGAAGCAGUUGCUUAUUUUAUACAUUAAUAUGUACAACAGGUAUGGCAAACUAAGUGACACAACCCACAGCUGAAUCUGCAGUUUAUUUUAUAACAGGUUAAGACUGCUGUUUUGUUAUUGCAAGGUGUAAUCCGUAUAUGGGCAAGUUUGCACCAUUCAUCCUUCUCAGCAAUGUAUCAACUUAUCAUCAAAAUUACAAAUAGUUUAUGUAUUUCCAAAUUUUGCAUUUUAAUCAUUGUGAUCUUUUAAGUGUUUCUGAUAUGCAGAUGUUGUCACCCCAGCGACUGACAGAUAUGGUAUGUCAAAAUGACAAAAAUUCAAGUUCUUAAAAUCAUGUGCUCAUUAAUGUUUCACAAGAAAGUUUUGCACAAGGGUUAUAGUCUGAAAUAUGGUUCAUAGUCGUGUGUUUAAGGUAAAACAAUUACUUCACACUGCUACAUCACCUUCAACAGUCAGACAUUGGUUCACAGUCCCUUACUCACAAAACUGGAUACUAUGAGGCAUGAAGUUUUUGGUUAUAAUUGGCGUUACAAUAGGGACUAAAGGACCACUUUUUAAUUGGUUCAACCAAUAUAAAUAAUACAACCAAUAAAUAAAAUAAAACCAACUGAUACCUGAUAACUGAUUUUAUUACUGUAUAUAAAUAAUAAAACCAAUUAGUAAAAUAAAACCAAACUGAAGAUAAGUAACUAGGGAUAAUUGGUGCAAGUUUGCAAAUACAAAAAAUAUACCUUUUACAUGUAAGAAUAUCAUCAUUAUACACAAUGCUGGAGAAAAGAAAAUAUAUUUUUUCUUAAGUGCUUAAGUUAUUUUUAAUCUCAACAGUUCUGAAUGCUGAAGUUUUUUCAUAAUCAUAUGUUUAGGGUGCAUAUGUUAGAGGUAUUUUUGGCCAGUUGCACUAGUAACCAUAUACUGUAUAUUUAAUGCCCAGACAGUUUAAAUUUGGUCCACUACAAUAAACAGUCUCUUAUACAGUAAGUUUGGAAUUGGGGUUCUGCUAGUACACUAGCAAAAAAAAAAGGCAGGGUUGUUGGUAAGGUUAUAUUACUUCUUUAGAUAACUUGUGCAAGUAUUCUACACACUAACUGCUCAGUAGCCAGCAUAAUAUCAGAUACAACAGGAACAACUCAGAAAGAAACGCUAAUUACUGUACUUAGAAAAUGCUGGGGACAUAUAACCUACCAAAAAGUGAAAUAUCCUGCAUUAACCACAUUCUCUCAUGCCUGGUAAGGAAGUACGCAUGCAAGUUAAGAUCAUCGGUAAGUAGGUUAUUGUGCUGUCUCACUUAUUUCUGUAGCAUCAUGUGUGUAUGGUUUCACACAAUCCAUACCCACAGAUAUGUACAGUAUGUAAACGUCCUGAUACUUGCUCUAUUGCCUUUGAAAAAGGUCAGAGAGACAGAGAUAAUAAAACACGUCUUAUCUUAAUUAAUGGCUGACAUUCAGGAUUACACUAGAAUAGCUACAAAGAAACCUUAUACAAUGUGUAUUCUUUCUGAAAAUGAGUGCCCAUCCAAAUGAACAGCAAUGCAUAAAAAGAUUCCCUGAAUGUGUAUCAUCAACUGUAUGUUCUUAAAGUAUGUAAAUCAAGAAGCAUUAGGCUCACCUUCAUUUUCUAAGUAAUUUCUAUUUUGCAUCAGCACAUAUUUCAUGAAAUUUUUUAUCUAUUGUUAUGGUACUGUGUACCUAAGGUAAAAAUGGUGGGUGAGGCUUGGUUAUAUUAAGGUGAAAACAGAAGGUGGAGACCAUACCUUUCUU